This is a messenger RNA of Candidula unifasciata, 354 nucleotides long. NCBI's taxonomy places the organism in Eukaryota, Metazoa, Mollusca, Gastropoda, Stylommatophora, Geomitridae. The record is from the annotation of a GenBank genome assembly.
CAUGUGGUGAAUGAUGCCUAUAGCAGACUCCUGUACAUUGCUGGCCCCACGCCACCAACACAAGUGUUCUGCACAUACCUCAACAUCAGCAUCUGCAACAACACAGAGACCCUUAGCGGUUUUGAGGUGACACUUUACAACCCCAUUGGGCGCGUGGUUGAAAGCAUUGCCAGGUUGCCAGUGUCUGGUUCAUCUUAUGUAGUUUAUGCUGAAGAUGGUGCCACUGUUGUACCCAGUGAUGUCCAUCCAAUCUCCCAAGACACAUUCAGAAUCCCAACACCUGAGGCUCGGACGGCAACAAAUGAGCUGGUUUUUAGUGCCACCCUCCCACCUGUUGGAUUUGUUACCUACUUU